This is a messenger RNA of Polyodon spathula (Mississippi paddlefish), 15936 nucleotides long. It is a transcript of the gene ryr3, whose product is annotated as ryanodine receptor 3. The record is from RefSeq and is a predicted model, not a curated record. Gene Ontology annotation, biological process: calcium ion transmembrane transport; intracellular calcium ion homeostasis. Gene Ontology annotation, molecular function: calcium ion binding; protein binding; ryanodine-sensitive calcium-release channel activity. NCBI's taxonomy places the organism in Eukaryota, Metazoa, Chordata, Actinopteri, Acipenseriformes, Polyodontidae. Gene Ontology annotation, cellular component: smooth endoplasmic reticulum; sarcolemma; Z disc. The transcript has 105 exons. The coding region runs from base 161 to 14884 and encodes 4907 amino acids.
AGUGACAGGCUGCAGUGCAGUAUACUUGCCCGGUCUCCCGUAUAUGGAUGUGGAGCUAGUGUAGCUAUAUUCUAAUGCUAAGAGAAGAGGAGAAGCACAGUUGAGAGCUGCCAGUGGAGGAGGCUAUCAGAGUCUGAGCAGAGCCGGGUCCUCGACAGCUAUGGCUGAAGGUGGUGAAGGGGAAGAUGACAUUCAGUUCUUAAGAACUGACGAUGAAGUUGUGCUCCAGUGCAUUUCCAGUAUCCAGAAAGAGCAACGGAAGUUUUGUCUGUCGGCUGAGGGACUAGGUAAUCGAUUGUGCUUCUUGGAACCAACUUCCGAGGCCAAGUAUGUUCCUCCGGACCUGUGCGUGUGUAACUUUGUGCUGGAGCAGGCCCUGUCUGUGCGAGCCCUGCAGGAGAUGCUGGCCAACACCGCUGAGAAUGCAGGUGAAGGGCCCAAAGGCCUCGACAGAUGGGCAGCACAAGGAGGAGGGCAUAGGACACUUCUUUAUGGCCACGCCAUUCUCCUGAGACAUUCGUUCAGUUCAAUGUAUUUAACAUGUUUGACUACAUCAAGAUCCCAGACAGACAAACUUGCAUUUGAUGUGGGAUUGCAAGAGGAUUCAACAGGUGAAGCAUGCUGGUGGACCAUUCACCCUGCCUCCAAGCAGAGAUCGGAAGGAGAGAAGGUGCGCAUUGGUGAUGACCUCAUCCUGGUCAGCGUCUCCUCAGAGAGGUACCUGCAUCUCUCCAGUUCCAAUGGGAACGUACAGGUGGAUGCCUCUUUCAUGCAGUCACUCUGGAAUGUACACCUUACUUGCUCCGGCAGCAACGUUGCCGAAGGGUACUUGCUCGGUGGACAUGUGAUGCGUCUGUUUCAUGGUCACGAUGAGACUUUAACCAUCCCAUCAUCUAGCCAGAGCGAGGAGCAACGCAGGAUAGUGAACUAUGAAGCAGGAGAAGCCGGGGCCCGGGCUCGAUCUUUGUGGAGGCUGGAACCCCUUCGGAUCAGUUGGAGUGGAAGUCACAUUCGGUGGGGUCAGCCCUUCCGUCUUCGACACAUCACCACAGGGUACUACCUGGCCUUAACGGAGGAUCGAGGUCUGGCUCUCCAGGACAGGGAGCAGUCCGACACCAAAUCCACAUCUUUCUGCUUCAGAGCAUCAAAGGAAAAACUGGAAUCCAGCCCAAAGCGGGAUAUUGAAGGCAUGGGGAUGGCUGAAAUUAAAUACGGAGAUUCAAUUUGCUUUCUGAUGCACGUGGACAGCGGACUGUGGGUGUCCUACCAAGCUCCGGAUGCCAAAUCAGCACGUCUGGGACCCCUGAAAAGAAGGGCUAUACUUCAUCAAGAAGGACACAUGGAUGAUGGUGUGGCGUUACAGCGCUGCCAGCAUGAAGAAUUCCAAGCGGCGCGUAUCAUCCGCAACACGUCAAAGCUGUUCAGUCUCUUUAUCAGGGACCUGGACAGUCUGAGUGGAAAGAACCGAGCCUCCAUCACCCUGCCUAUUGAGGAGGUUAUGCAGACCCUGAACGACCUUAUCGACUACUUCCAGCCCCCAGAGGAGGAGGCGGCAUAUGAGGAGAAGCAGAACAAGCUGCGCUCGCUGAAGAACCGACAGAACCUCUUCAAGGAGGAGGGAAUGCUCACCUUAGUCUCGAACUGCAUCGAUCGACUCAACGUCUACAACAGCGCGGUGCACUUUGGGGAGUAUGCAGGCGAGGAAGCUGGGGCCGCAUGGAAGGACAUUCUCAACCUGCUUUAUGAGUUACUGGCUGCCCUGAUUCGUGGCAACAGAAACAACUGCACCCAGUUCUCGAAGAACCUGGACUGGCUGGUCAGCAAACUGAACCGACUGGAGUCCUCUUCAGGAAUUAUUGAAGUCCUUCACUGCAUCCUCAUUGAAAGCCCUGAAGCCCUGAACGUCAUCCAGAGAGGACACAUCAAGUCGGUAAUCUCCCUGCUGGAGAAACAUGGACGCAAUCACAAGGUUUUGGAUGUGCUGUGCUCCCUAUGCGUGUGCAAUGGGGUGGCUGUGAGAACCAAUCAGAACCUGAUCUGUGACAACCUGCUGUCUCGGAGGGACCUGCUUCUGCAGAGCCGCAUGGUGAACGAUGUCACAAGCAUGAGGCCAAACAUCUUCCUGGGAGUCAGCGAAGGUUCUGCCCAGUACAAGAAGUGGUAUUAUGAGCUGAUAAUUGACCAGGUGGAUCCCUUUGUGACCAACGAGCCCUCGCACCUGCGCGUCGGCUGGGCCAACACGAAAGGGUAUGCCCCCUACCCUGGAGGUGGAGAGGGCUGGGGCGGGAAUGGGGUCGGGGACGACCUCUACUCCUACGGCUUCGACGGGCUUCAGCUGUGGUCAGGCCGAGUGCCCCGAGGCGUGGCGUCGGUGAAUCAGCACCUGCUGACUUCAGAUGACGUGGUGAGCUGCUGCCUGGACCUGGGGGCCCCGAGCAUCUCGUUCCGUAUCAACGGGCAGCCAGUGCAGGGCAUGUUCGAGAACUUCAACGUCGACGGGCUCCUCUUCCCCGUCGUCAGCAUCUCAGCAGGAGUCAAAGUGCGUUUCUUGCUGGGAGGUCGCCACGGAGAUUUCAAGUUCCUGCCGCCUGUGGGCUAUGCCCCCUGCUACGAGGCCCUGCUGCCCAAGGAGAAGAUGAGGGUGGAGCCAGUGAAGGAGUACAAGCGGGACUACGACGGCGUUCGGGAUUUGCUGGGAACCACAGAGUUCCUGUCCCAAGCCUCCUUUGUCCCCGUGCCUGUCGAGACUGGCCAGAUUGUCUUGCCUCCCCAACUAGAAAAAGUCAGAGACAAAUUGGCAGAAAAUAUCCAUGAGCUGUGGGGUAUGAACAAGAUCGAACUCGGCUGGAACUAUGGAAAGGUUCGAGAUGACAACAAAAGGCAGCACCCCUGUCUCGUGGAUUUCUCGAAAUUGCCCGAAACAGAAAAAAAUUACAACCUCCAGAUGUCAUCAGAAAGUUUAAAGACCCUCUUGGCUCUGGGAUGCCAUGUUGUUCAGGUGAAGAUGAAUGCAGAAGAAGAUCUGAAAAAAACUAAACUUCCCAAGAACUACAUGAUGUCGAACGGUUAUAAACCUGCGCCGCUGGAACUUUCUGAAGUGAAGCUGAUCCCAGCUCAGGAAGUUCUGGUUGAUAAACUUGCUGAGAACGCGCACAAUGUCUGGGCAAAGGACAGAAUUAAGCAAGGAUGGACCUAUGGCAUUCAACAGGAUCUGAAGAACAAAAGGAAUCCUCGUUUGGUGCCGUAUGCAUUAUUAGAUGAGCGCACAAAGAAAUCGAACAGAGAUAGCCUGCGUGAGGCUGUCCGAACACUGAUUGGCUAUGGAUUCAACAUUGAACCUGCUGACCAGGAGAGUGCUGGUCAGAGUUUAGAGCGCUUGAGUAUUGAUAAAAUACGAUUCUUCCGGGUGGAGAAAACCUAUGCAGUGAAGACAGGGAAGUGGUACUUUGAGUUCGAGGCCGUCAGUGGAGGAGACAUGCGCGUGGGCUGGGCCAGGCCGGGCUGCAGGCCUGACGUUGACCUCGGGACGGAUGACCAGGCCUUCAUAUUCAACGGAUUCCAGGGUCAAAGCGUGCAUCAGGGAUCCAAGUUCUUUGGUCGCUCCUGGAAGGCGGGUGACGUAGUUGGCUGUAUGAUUGACAUGGAAGAUAAAUCCAUGAUCUUCACACUGAAUGGAGUGAUCCUCAUCACUAACACAGGCUCCGAACUUUGUUUCACUGACUUUGAAGUUGAAGAUGGUUUCAUUCCUGUGUGCAGCUUGGGUCUGUCUCAGAUCGGCCGCAUGAACCUGGGGAAGGAUGCAAGCACCUUUAAAUACUACACCAUGUGCGGCCUGCAGGAGGGCUUCGAGCCCUUCGGCGUCAACAUGAACCACGACGUCGCCAUGUGGUUCAGCAAGCGUCUGCCCACUUUCAUCAACGUGCCACAAAACCACGCCCACGUGGGGGUUACACGAAUCGAUGGGACCAUUGACAGUCCGCCCUGUCUCAAAGUGACUCACAAGACGUUUGGCACGCAGAACAGCAAUGCAGACAUAGUGUACUGUCGACUUAGCAUGCCUGUGGAGUUCCACUCCUCCUUCCGGAAUGGAACCCUUCAUGAUUCCGAGAGCAAGCUGCACGACGAAUCACAGAAACCAAAGCAGAGGUUUCCACUGAAAUCCCAAAAACAAGUUGAUGAAACUUCUUCUAGAGGGCCAGAAUAUGGAAAUAUCACUGCGUACUACUACUCUGUCCGAGUGUUCGGGGGACAGGACCCCUCCAGUGUGUGGGUGGGCUGGGUGACCCCUGAUUACCAUUACUGCAGCAGUACCUUUGACCUGAACCGGAACCGCACUGUCACCGUUACGCUGGGAGAUGAGAGGGGACGGGUCCACGAGAGUGUGAAGCGCAGUAACUGCUACAUGGUGUGGGGGGGUGAUGCCAUUGGUGCCCGCGGGACGACCCGUGGCAGUGCAGACCUGGAGAUCGGCUGUCACAUUGACCUGGCCACCGGCUUCGUCUCCUUCACCGCUAAUGGGAAGGACCUGGGCACCUCUUACCAGGUUGAGCCCAAUACAAAGCUGUUCCCUGCCGUGUUUGUGCAGCCUACGAGUCCCAACCUGUUCCAAUUUGAACUGGGGAAACUGAAGAAUGUGAUGCCGCUGUCGUCUGCCCUCUUCAAGAGUGAGCACAAGAACCCAGUCCCACAGUGCCCACCUCGCCUGGACGUGCAGACCAUCACGUCCGUGCUCUGGAGCCGCAUGCCCAACUCCUUCCUGAAGGUGGAGACGACGCGGGUCAGCGAACGGCACGGCUGGGUGGUGCAGUGCCUCGAACCGCUGCAGUUAAUGGCCCUGCACAUCCCAGAGGAGAACAGGUGCGUUGACAUUUUAGAGCUUUCCGAACAAGAUGACUUAAUGAAGUUCCACUACCACACCCUCAAACUCUACUGCGCUUUGUGUGCUCUCGGCAACAGUCGCAUUUCGCACGCGCUGUGCAGCCACGUGGACCAGUCCCAGUUGCUCUAUGCCAUUGAUAACCAAUACCUGCCAGGGAUGCUGCGCAGUGGCUUCUACGAUGUGCUCAUCAGCAUUCACCUGGAGACCGCCAAGGAGGCCAGGCUAAUGAUGAACAACGAGUUCAUCAUCCCGAUCACUGACGAAACCAGGAGCAUCAAGCUGUUCCCAGACGAGUCCAAGAAGCACUCCCUGCCCGGAGUGGGUCUCAGCACGUCCCUCAAGCCGCGGCUGAACUUCUCCCCUGUGUACUUCGUCACCGCCAACCCCAAUCGGCAGCUGCACACCCCAGAGAUCCCCCUGGAUGCGCUGAAGGAGAGGGCUCUUGGCAUGCUGACGGAGGCGGUGCAGGGAGGAGGCCAUCACAUCCGAGACCCCGUGGGCGGCAGUGUGGAGUUCCAGUUCGUUCCCAUCCUGAAACUCAUCGGCACUCUGCUCGUCAUGGGAGUGAUGACGGACGAGGACAUGAAACAGAUCCUCAUCCUGAUUGACCCCAAUGUGUUCGGAGAGCAGAAAGAGGAGGAGCCACUGGAAGAGUCCAAGGAGAAGGAGGAUGUGACGAGUAACGAGGAGAAGGCGGUGGAAGCUGGAGAGGAGGAAGCGAAGGACGCAAAGAAGCCCAUGAAGGGUCUGCUGGAGAAGAGACUGCCAGAGUCUGUGAAACAACAGAUGUGUGAGCUCCUUCAUUAUUUCUGCGACUGCGAGUUGAGACACCGGAUUGAGGCCAUCGUCUCCUUCUCGGACUACUUCGUUUCAAAGCUGCAGUUCAAUCAGAAGUUUCGCUACAACGAGUUGAUGCUGGCCUUGAACAUGUCUGCGGCCGUGACGGCCAAGAAAACCAGAGAGUUCCGCUCAUCUCCACAAGAGCAGAUCAACAUGUUGUUAAACUACAAACUCGGAGAAGACUGUCCCUGUCCAGAUGAAAUCCGUGAGGAGAUGUACGAGUUCCACGAUGACCUCCUUUUGCACUGUGGCAUCCCUCUGGAAGAGGAGGAGGAGGUGGAGCAGGACACCUCUAUUAGGGGCCGGCUGCUCUCCCUGGUGCACAAGAUCAAAGGAGCACCCAAGAAGCAGGAGGAGCCCACCGAGGAGGAGCAGGCAGCCCCCACCACUCUGAAGGAGCUGAUCUCUCGGACCAUGGUGAGCUGGGCCCAGGAGUCUCACAUCCAGGACCCUGAGCUGGUGCGCGUGAUGUUCAGUCUGCUGCGCCGGCAGUACGACAGCAUCGGGGAGCUGCUGCGCGCCAUGAGGAAGGGCUACACCAUCAGCGCCACCUCCGUGCAGGACACCAUCAACCUGCUGGCUUCUCUGGGGCAGAUCCGCUCCCUGCUCAGUGUGCGCAUGGGCAAAGAAGAGGAGAAGCUCAUGAUCAACGGACUGGGGGACAUCAUGAACAACAAGGUGUUCUACCAGCACCCUAACUUGAUGAGAGUGCUGGGCAUGCACGAGACUGUGAUGGAGGUCAUGGUGAAUGUCCUCGGAGGGGACAAAUCUCAGCAGAUUGCGUUUCCCAAGAUGGUGGCGAGCUGCUGUCGAUUUUUGUGCUACUUUUGCCGCAUCAGCAGUCAGAACCAGAAGUCCAUGUUUGAUCAUCUUAGCUACCUAUUGGAGAACAGCAGUGUUGGACUGGCGUCUCCGGCAAUGAGAGGCUCCACCCCCUUGGAUGUGGCCGCCGCCUCUGUGAUGGACAACAAUGGGCUGGCUCUGGCCUUGGAGGAGCCUGACCUGGACAAGGUCGUAACAUACUUGGCAGGCUGUGGGCUCCAGAGCUGCCCCAUGCUAUUGGCUAAAGGGUACCCUGACAUCGGGUGGAAUCCAAUCGAAGGGGAGCGCUACCUGUCUUUCCUGCGCUUCGCUGUCUUUGUCAACGGGGAGAGUGUUGAAGAGAACUCCAGCGUGGUGGUGAAGCUUCUGAUCCGUCACCCCGAGUGCUUCGGCCCGGCUCUGCGUGGGGAGGGGGGGAAAGGCCUGCUGGGGGCCAUGAAGGAGGCCAUCAGCAUCUCUGAGAACCCCGCUCUCGACGUGCCCAGCGGUCCCCCGGGACUCCAGAGAGACGCGACUGGGGAGGAGGAGGAAGAGGAGGAGAUUGUUCACAUGGGCAAUGCCAUCAUGUCAUUCUACUCCGCUCUCAUUGACCUGCUGGGUCGCUGCGCACCGGAGAUGCAUCUGAUCAACAAAGGGAAGGGGGAAGCUCUCCGGAUCAGAUCCAUUCUGCGAUCCCUGGUGCCAACUGAGGACCUGGUGGGCAUUAUCAGCAUACCACUUAAAAUGCCAAUUGUGAAUAAAGACGGCUCUGUCACUGAGCCUGACAUGUCCGGUACUUUCUGUCCUGACCACAAGGCCCCAAUGGUGCUGUUCCUGGAGCGUGUCUAUGGGGUUGAGGACCAGAGCUUCCUGCUCCAUCUGCUGGAGGUGGGCUUCCUGCCGGACCUCAGGGCUUCAGCCUCCCUCGACACGGAAGCUCUGAGCACCACUGAGAUGGCUCUGGCUAUGAACAGGUAUAUCUGCUCGGCCGUGCUGCACCUGCUCACUCGCUGCGCUCCCCAGUUUGCCGGCACAGAGCACCACGCCUCCCUGAUAGACUCCACCUUGCACACCAUCUACAGGCUCUCAAAGGGUCGCUCGCUCACCAAAGCACAGAGGGACGCCAUCGAGGAAUGCUUGCUGGGUAUCUGUAGCUACCUGCGGCCCUCAAUGCUACAGCAGCUUCUGCGUCGCCUGGUCUUUGACGUGCCUUUGCUGACCGAGUAUUGCAAGAUGCCCCUGAAGCUGCUAACCAAUCACUACGAGCGGAGCUGGAAGUACUACUGCCUCCCCACGGGCUGGGGGAGCUAUGGCAUGGCCUCUGAGGAGGAGUUGCUCCUCACCAAGAAGCUCUUCUGGGGAGUCUUUGACUCUCUCUCUCAAAAGUCCCUAUUAUUCCUGCAGAAGUACGACCCCGAGCUCUUCAAAAUGGCCAUGCCCUGCCUCAGUGCGAUCUCCGGGGCUCUGCCUCCCGAUUACGUGGACGCCAGCAUUACCAGCAUGCUGGAGAAACAGGCAUCAGUAGAUGGACAAGGAAACUUUGAUCCCAAACCUAUUAAUACUUCCAACAUUUCCCUUCCAGAAAAGAUGGAAUACUUUGCCAACAAAUAUGCCGAGCACUCUCAUGACAAGUGGGCAUCUGAAAAGGUGGUGGGGGGGUGGAAAUACGGGGAGACAGUUGAUGAGAAACUGAAGACUCAUCCCUUGCUGAGGCCAUACAAAUCAUUAGCAGAGAAGGAGCGAGAGAUUUAUCGCUGGCCUGUUAAAGAGUCUCUUAAGAGCAUGUUGGCUAUGGGCUGGAAUAUUGAGAGGACCAAAGAGGGUGAUGCCAUGUUUCAGCAGCGAGAAAGUGAAAAACUGCGCAAGAUCUCCCAGUCGUCCCAGGGUAAUGGCUACAGCCCAUGUCCGCUUGACUUGAGCAAUGUUGUUCUUUCCCGAGAGCUCCAGGCGAUGGUCGAUGUUGUUGCAGAAAACUACCAUAACAUAUGGGCUAAAAAGAAGAGAAUAGAAUUAGGAAGAGGGGGCGGGAGCCACCCCCUGCUGGUUCCCUAUGACACUCUGACUGCCAAGGAGAAAGCCAGGGACCGGGAGAAGGCUCAGGAGCUCUUCAAGUUUCUGCAGAUCAGCGGCUACACCAUUACCAGGGGCUUGAAGGACAUAGAGCAAGAUGCCUCAUCCAUUGAGAAGAGGUUUGCUUAUAAAUUCCUGAAGAAGCUGCUGAAGUAUGUUGACUCUGCUCAGGAAUUCAUUGCCCACUUGGAGGCUAUGGUCAGCAGUGGGAAAGCUGACAAAUCUCCUUAUGAGCAGGAAAUCAAGUUUUUUGCAAAGGUUCUUCUUCCACUGAUUGACCACUACUUUCAGAAUCACAGUCUGUACUUCCUGUCCUCUCCCACUAAAACACUGAGCAGCAGUGGCUAUGCGUCCAACAAGGAGAAAGAGAUGGUGACCAGUUUGUUUUGUAAGCUGGCAGCUCUUGUCAGACACAGGAUUUCACUCUUUGGCAGUGACUCUGCUACGAUGGUGAGCUGUCUGCAUAUCCUGGCUCGCACUCUUGAUACCAGAACUGUGAUGAAAUCGGGCUCGGAGCUCGUGAAGGCUAGCCUGCACACCUUCUUUGACAGUGCGGCGGAGGAUCUGGAGAAGACCUUGGAAAACCUGAAGCUGGGGAAAUUCACUCAUUCCAGGACUCAGAUGAAGGGAGUCUCCCAGAACAUCAACUACACCACAGUGGCCUUGCUGCCCAUCCUCACCUCCCUGUUCGAGCACAUCACGCAGAACCAGUUUGGGUUGGACCUGCUGUUGGAUGACGUUCAAGUCUCCUGCUAUAGGAUCCUGUGCAGUCUGUACUCUUUGGGGACUGGAAAGAACAUCUAUGUUGAAAGGCAGCGUCCAGCGCUGGGGGAGUGCCUGGCCACUCUUGCGGGAGCCAUGCCGGUCGCGUUCCUCGAGCCCCAUCUCAACCUGCACAACCCCCUCUCUGUGUUUAACACGAAGACGCCAAGGGAGAGAGCUGUUCUCGGCAUGCCAGACACUGUUGAGGAGCUGUGUCCUGAUAUGCCUCAGCUGGAGGGGUUGAUGAAGGAUAUUAACGACAUGGCGGAGUCGGGGGCACGCUAUACUGAGAUGCCCCAUGUGAUCGAGGUCAUACUGCCCAUGCUGUGUAACUACCUGUCAUACUGGUGGGAGAAGGGUCCAGAGAACAACCCCAAGUCGGCCGGGAACUGCUGCACCAUGGUAACCUCGGAACACCUAAGUGUCAUCCUGGGGAACAUCCUGAAGAUCCUCAACAACAACUUGGGCAUCGAUGAGGCCUCCUGGAUGAAGAGAAUCGCCGUAUACGUCCAGCCCAUCAUUUGCAAAGCACGGCCUGACCUGCUCAGGUCACACUUCCUGCCCACGCUGGAGAAGCUGAAGAAGAAGACGGUGAAGGUGGUGGCGGAGGAGGAGCUGUUGAAGGCAGACAGCAAAGGAGACACGCAGGAGGCCGAGCUGCUCAUCCUGGACGAAUUCGCUGUGCUCUGCCGGGACCUCUACUCCUUCUACCCCAUGCUCAUCCGCUAUGUUGACAACAACAGGUCAAGAUGGCUGAAAGAGCCUGAUGCAGAUUCUAACGAACUGUUCCGCAUGGUGGCUGAGGUCUUUAUCCUGUGGUGUAAAUCUCACAACUUUAAACGGGAGGAGCAAAACUUUGUAAUUCAAAACGAAAUCAACAACUUGUCAUUCCUAACGGCAGACAGCAAGAGCAAGAUGUCAAAGUCGUUGUCUGUAAAGGUACAGACUGGAGGGCAAGACCAGGAGAGGAAGAGGACGAAGCGCCGCGGAGAGCUGUACUCUGUCCAGACCUCCCUCAUCGUAGCGGCCCUGAAGAAGAUGCUCCCCAUCGGCCUCAAUAUGUGCACCCCAGGGGACCAGGAGCUCAUCUCACUGGCCAAAGGAAGAUACAGCCUUAGAGAUACAGAUGAAGAGGUCAAAGAUCAUCUACGCCAAAACCUUCACUUGCAGGAGAAGUCAGGGGACCCUGCAGUGAGGUGGCAGAUGAAUCUUUACAAAGACGUGGUUGUGAAGCACGAGGAGCCGCCAGACCCUGAGCACACUGUGGACAGAGUGCAGAGCAUCUCAGCAGCUGUCUUCCACCUGGAGCAGGUUGAGCAACCUUUGAGGUCGAAGAAGGCGGUGUGGCACAAGCUCCUGUCCAAACAGCGCAAGAGGGCUGUAGUGGCCUGCUUCAGGAUGGCUCCCCUGUAUAACCUGCCCAGGCAUCGCUCUAUUAACCUCUUCCUCUUUGGCUAUCAGAGGUUUUGGAUAGAGACAGAGGAGUACUCAUUUGAGGAGAGACUAGUUCAGGACCUAGCACUAUUUGUGCAGAAACCCCAGGGCAAGGCAGAAGAGGAGGAGGAGGAGGAGGCUAACAAGCAGCCCGAUCCUCUUCAUCAGCUCAUUCUGCACUUCAGCCGCAAUGCCCUCACUGAGAGAAGCGCUCUUGAAGAAGAUCCUUUGUAUAUUGCUUAUGCAGACAUGAUGGCGAAGAGCUGCCAGGGUGAAGAGGAAGAAGAGGAAGAGGGGAAAGAGAAGACAUUUGAGGAAAAAGAGAUGGAAAAGCAGAAGACUCUGUAUCAGCAGGCGAGACUGCACGACCGCGGGGCUGCAGAGAUGGUACUGCAGAUGAUCAGCGCCAGCAAAGGUGCAAUGGGACCCAUGAUUGUGUACACCCUGAAGCUUGGUAUCGCCAUGCUAAAUGGGGGAAACACUGUGGUGCAGCAGAAAAUGCUGGAUUAUUUGAAAGAGAAAAGGGAUGCUGGGUUUUUCAAGAGUUUGUCAGGACUGAUGCAGUCUUGCAGUGUUUUGGAUUUGAAUGCUUUUGAAAGACAGAAUAAAGCUGAGGGACUUGGAAUGGUGGCUGAUGAGGGAUCAUUCAUGAUGCGUGAGCGGGGUGAGAAGGUUCUUCAAAACGAUGAGUUCACUCGGGAUCUCUUUAGGUUUUUGCAGCUGCUAUGUGAAGGUCACAAUAAUGAUUUCCAGAAUUUCCUGAGAACCCAGACUGGAAACACAGCCACUGUAAACAUCAUCAUCAGCACAGUGGACUACCUGCUGCGUCUGCAGGAAUCCAUCAGUGACUUCUACUGGUACUAUUCAGGGAAAGAUGUCAUGGACGAACCAGGGCAACGCAACUUCUCCAAAGCGCUGGCUGUAGCUAAACAAAUCUUUAACUCUCUUACUGAGUACAUUCAGGGCCCGUGCGUUGGGAAUCAGCAGAGCCUGGCUCACAGCAGGCUCUGGGACGCGGUUGUUGGUUUCCUCCACGUCUUUGCAAACAUGCAGAUGAAGCUCUCCCAGGACUCCAGUCAGAUUGAGCUAUUGAAAGAGCUACUGGACCUGCAGCAGGACAUGGUGGUGAUGAUGCUGUCCCUCCUGGAAGGUAAUGUUGUCAAUGGAACUAUUGGAAAGCAGAUGGUGGACACCCUUGUUGAAUCUUCCAGCAAUGUGGAAAUGAUCCUGAAAUUCUUUGACAUGUUCCUUAAGUUGAAAGACCUGACGUCCUCCGAUGCCUUCAAGGAGUAUGACCCUGAUGGCAAGGGAGUCAUCUCCAAGAAGGAGUUUCAGAAAGCCAUGGAGAGCCAGAGGCAGUACACUCAGUCUGAGAUCGAGUUCCUGCUGUCCUGUGCAGAUGCCGAUGAGAACGACAUGUUCAACUAUGAAGAGUUUGUGGAGAGGUUCCACGAGCCAGCCAAGGACAUUGGCUUCAACGUGGCUGUGCUCCUGACCAACCUGUCUGAACACAUGCCUCAUGAUACCAGGCUGGGGACUUUCCAGGAGUUAGCAGAAAAUGUACUGAAUUACUUUGAGCCCUUCCUGGGUCGCAUUGAAAUCCUGGGGGGAGCCAAGCGCAUUGAGAGGGUAUACUUUGAGAUCAGUGAGUCAAGUAGAAUGCAGUGGGAGAAACCACAAGUCAAAGAGUCCAAGCGACAGUUCAUCUUCGAUGUUGUCAAUGAAGGGGGUGAGAGUGAGAAAAUGGAGCUCUUUGUGAACUUCUGCGAGGACACCAUCUUUGAGAUGCAGUUGGCCUCACAGAUCUCAGAGCCGGAUGCUGUGGAGAGACCAGAAGAAGAUGAGGAGGAGCCUCACAGCCUUCUAGAGGAGCUGGCAGCGGCAGAGGACGAGGAGGCCUCGAUGGAGUCCUUGUCUGCCUUCAACAUGGCCUGCGUUUCCAUGAGGAAGAACUUCAGCAACUUCACGAAGCUUCUCACCUUAAAGAACAUCAAGAAGCAGUACAAGAAGUUCAAGAAGAUGAGCACCAAGGAGAUUAUCCUGAUGUUCUUUUCGUUCUUCUGGAUGAUCUUUGUGGGGCUCUUCCACUUCGUCUACACCCUGGUGUGGGGGCUCAUCCAGAUCAUAUGGACCUCCAUGUUUGGCGGUGGCUUGGUUGAAAGUGCCAAGAACAUCAAGGUGACGGACAUCCUGGGGAACAUGCCCGACCCCACUCAGUUCGGAAUCCACAGCGAUGUCCUGGAAGCAGAGAAAUCGGAGAUCAGCGAAGCCACCUCCUCGUCUGACCUGGCGCAGUUAGCAAAAGGUGAAAAGGGCGAACCAGACUUGAUGUCAGAGUUAUUGGGUAGUACUAAGAAGGAAGGUCACUCGAAGCACAGCCCAGAGCCUGGUCUCGGGGAUAUCUCCGAAAUCAUUGGUACUGAUGCCCCAUCCAAUCUGGCAAGCGCAGUUCGUCAAAAGAAAUUGGAACAGGCAGAAUACUCCAGCAAGGACACAGAGACAGAAACCAAGGCCGAACCGGAAAAGGCAGACACAGAGGAUGGUGAGAAGAAGGACAAGGCUAAGGAAGAGGAGCAGGCGGAGCCAUUGAGCGAGGAGAAGAAGGCACGAAGGAGGAGGCAUGGGCAGAAGAAGGGGGAGAAGGAUGCCUUCAUGGCUAAGUUCUUAGCAGGCUUGGAGGUCUAUCAGACUAAAAUGCUGAACUACCUGGCUAGAAGCUUCUACAACCUGCGAUUCCUUGCUCUCUUUGUUGCUUUUGCCAUCAACUUCAUCCUGCUCUUCUACAAGGUGACCGGGGAGGAGGAGGAUGAAGACUCUGACCUCUGGAAUGGAGGUGAGGAGGAGGACGAUGAUGAUGAUUUCGGGAUGGAGUUCUUUGUGUUGCAGGAGAGCACCGGCUACAUGGCCCCCACGCUGCGGUUCCUUGCCGUCAUCCACACUAUCAUCUCCUUAGUGUGUGUCGUUGGAUACUACUGUCUCAAGGUUCCUCUGGUUGUGUUCAAGCGUGAAAAGGAAAUCGCUCGAAAACUGGAGUUCGAUGGCCUGUACAUAACCGAGCAGCCCUCUGACGAUGACAUCAAAGGACAGUGGGACCGCCUUGUCAUUAGCACACCGUCCUUCCCUAAUAACUACUGGGACAAGUUUGUUAAACGUAAAGUCAUUAAUAAGUAUGGGGAUCUCUAUGGACCAGAACGUAUUGCUGAACUCUUGGGCUUGGAUAAAAGUGCGCUGGACUUCAACCCUACCGAGGAAACAGCACAAAAGGAAGCAACUCUAGUGUCUUGGCUGAGCUCCAUCGACAUGAAAUACCACGUCUGGAAGCUGGGGGUUGUGUUCACUGAUAAUUCCUUCCUCUACUUGGCUUGGUACACCACUAUGUCUGUCCUGGGUCAUUACAACAACUUCUUCUUCGCUGCCCAUCUUCUUGAUAUUGCCAUGGGUUUCAAGACCCUGAGAACCAUCCUGUCCUCUGUAACUCAUAAUGGAAAGCAGCUGGCGUUGACGGUGGGUCUGCUGGCAGUGGUGGUGUAUCUCUACACGGUCGUGGCCUUCAACUUCUUUCGCAAGUUCUACAACAAGAGCGAGGAUGAGGACGCACCUGACAUGAAGUGCGACGACAUGAUGACGUGCUACUUGUUCCACAUGUACGUGGGCGUGCGUGCUGGCGGUGGGAUCGGAGACGAGCUUGAGGACCCGGCUGGGGACCCCUAUGAGAUGUACCGCAUCAUCUUCGACAUCACCUUCUUCUUCUUCGUCAUCGUCAUCCUGCUGGCCAUCAUCCAGGGUUUGAUUAUUGAUGCGUUUGGUGAGCUCAGAGACCAACAGGAGCAAGUGAGAGAAGACAUGGAGACCAAAUGCUUCAUUUGUGGAAUUGGUAACGAUUACUUCGACAGAAUACCUCAUGGAUUUGAAACCCACACUUUAGAAGAGCACAACCUCGCAAACUACCUGUUCUUCCUUAUGUACAUCAUUAACAAGGACGAGACAGAGCACACUGGUCAGGAGUCCUACGUCUGGAAGAUGUACCAGGAACGCUGCUGGGACUUCUUCCCAGUCGGAGACUGCUUCCGCAAACAAUACGAAGAUCAACUGGGUUAGGAAAAAUGCCACUGCCUGUUGUAUUGAGUAUGUGACAAAGGCAAACUGAAAUUGUUUUUCAAAUCUAAAACAAAACACACACAAAAACACAUUGUUUUAAACAUACUUAAGUACAUGUUAAAUAACCACCAACAUUUAACCCUUUCUAAUCCUAUAUCCCUGCCCACUGGGAUUUUUUGAGGCUACGAUUAAAGCCUGCCAUCACUUUUAAAAAAGGCACAUGUCCAGUAUUUCAGUUUAACUAGAAUUUUUUUACCUGCUACCUUUUGUGCCAAUGUGGAAACUUUAUUGCAUUUACAACUUGCCCAAACAUAGUUUUUAAUUAUAGAUUAUUGUGACAAACCUAUUACCUUUCUUCUGUAUAACCCCAAACCUUUGCACAAGUGUAGUCUUCUCAUGAAAUACUGGGUUCAGUGAAGUCUCUGUAUGGAUCUACUCCACCUUUACAUGCACAAGCAUAGAAUUUCAAUGUUAAUUGAAUGUUGAACUGCUACUUAUGCCAAAAGUAGAAAAACAAAUGUGAAACAUUGUAUUUAUUUAUUGAACUGUUUGUCUGGCUCCUACCUGCUUGUUUAUUUAGAGAAUAUGAUUCUCCUGAGCUGUCACCAGUUAAAGGUACAAGAAACUCUUCCUACCUUUUAUUAAGUUGAAAAAAGAAAAGUGCCUUACCUUAUCCAAGACAAAGCUAUGCAAGACGAUGUCUGUACUUUAUAGUUAUAGCAGUGCUGUAGUUCUCCAGGUUUAGCUGAAGUAGAAUUUAAAUUAGGAGAGUUUUGUGGCGUUUGUUUUAAAUUUUGUUAAAAAAAACUCAAAUGUAAAAAAACUAAAAUAUAAUCUGUGUGUAAAUGCACUCCCAUUGGAAUCUUUUCAGUUGUAGUUGUCCAGCCACAAAACUCCAAACCGUACAACGAAACCAUAGAUAUACAACAAGAAUUAAUUCGAGGGUUACCUGCUACACCUAACAAUAAAGUGCUACUGUAUGGCCAUUUAUGUAGUAGCUUUGCUAACCUGUGCAUUUCUUUUGAAAAAUAAAAGUAUCCAAUGCAAUAAAA